AUGAUGAGUAAUGAUGAACCUGACAAAAAACAUCGCAGCAGUACUGUGAAAAUGAACGCUCGGGAACAGGAAGAAAACACCCGACGCCGCCGAGUCAGGUGUUCGGACGAAAAGUUGUUGUCGUCAUCGUCGUCAUCGUCGUGGUGGUCCCAAAAGUCCGGUGCAGGUGUCAGCGGGCAAUCGUCGCCGAGGACGUCAGAUCCACUUCCGGCGACAGCAUCGCGAUCCACGGCAUUCGGGAUCGCCUAUGGCCGGCUCGGAUUUCCACUGGCCACGGUCCACGGGGUGGUGGACGGUCAGCGGUUACGGUGGCUGGUGCCGCCUGAGCUGGUGGACUACGACGCGUAUCUGCCCGUGCUGGCCGACGGGCUGCGCGAACGACCCAUGCCUUUUGGGGCGUGCGCGACGUUCGGCCUGUGGGAACUGCUAGCUUUGGACUGCCCUGGUGACCGCGUUCUGUCUGCCUUGCCCAAGACUGUGUUCCCGAUCCGCCGGGCUCUGGACGUAGGCCCACGUGACUGGCCAACCACGGUGCGCGCGCUCAAGUCCCUCCAGAAGCUGUCUUCGGCCGGCCGCAAAGGCCUCGUUGGGCCGGCGAUGGUGCCCUAUUACCGACAGCUGUUGUCACCCAUCAACAGAUACCAGCACACCAGUGCUGGCGUGAUUGCCACUGACGGCCUGGACGCUAACGUCAUGUAUAACCUGUCCAACCUGUGCCAUGACACGCUAUGCGUGCUUGAGCGCACCGGCGGUGCUAACGCUUACAGCAGCAUCAAGUCUGUCGUACCGACAUACCAAAGCUGUAUCACAGUAGUUGGAUGCACAACCUCUGGUAGCCUAAACAGGAUCAAAGUCUGCAACAAGGCACUACAGUAA
Messenger RNA from Acyrthosiphon pisum (pea aphid), 876 nucleotides. RefSeq names its product parkin coregulated gene protein homolog. The transcript has a single exon. The coding region runs from base 1 to 876 and encodes 291 amino acids. The record is from RefSeq and is a predicted model, not a curated record. Gene Ontology annotation, molecular function: Hsp70 protein binding; Hsp90 protein binding. Lineage: Eukaryota; Metazoa; Arthropoda; Insecta; Hemiptera; Aphididae.